GAGAACAUCAAGUACAUAUCUUAUAGCUACUUAAUUACUAAUACUUAUUGCUAUCUAUGUCUCACUCUCUAGGCCGGCCACAAAAAGUUCAGGACAAUAGAACUGACAUAGUAUACAAUGUUAAUCCUAGUACUUUACGAAAAAAAACUUUGUAUAUAUGUUAAUAAUUCACACUUGUUUUACCUCAGCUACACUCCAUUACCAUUGAUUCUUUGCUUAACAAAUCAAUCAAUUUUGCAGGAAAAAAAAAUGUCAGGAGAGGAAAUUUGGUCAUCCGUUGAAGAAGAAUCUAAGAAAUCUCUGCCUCCAUUUGAUAACAGGAGUGGCUACAAUUCAAGAACAGGAAUUUAUCACUCUCUUGUUAAUCUUGGAACCAAGCAUGAAAUCCCAACAAAGCCAGACAUUAACACUGCAAGUCUUGUUCUAUCACAGUUUCCACAAGGAGACAUUGCUGAUGCAAGAAUUGCAUUCAUUGAUUUAAGUACUAAUCAAAGUAUAAGCUACGGCGAGGUUCGCCGAUCUGUUUACUCUUUAGCAUCAGCUUUGUUCCACGGACUCGAGGUUAGAAAAGGCGACGUAGUGUUCUUAUUGUCUCCAAACUCAAUCUUAUACUCAACCAUUUGCAUAGCUGUGUUAUCAGUUGGUGCAAUUCUUACCACUGCCAACCCUCUCAAUACAAAAUCGGAAAUCGCGAAACAAGUACAUGAUUCAGGCGCUAAACUAGCCAUCUCCGCACCAGAAGAGUUACACAAAUUGAUCCCAACUGGGGUUCCUACAAUUCUCACCUCAAGUCCAUCUGAUGGAAAAUUUCUAUCAGUUGAAGAGUUAAUACAAGGCUGCUAUGAUUCAAUACACUUGCCACAUGUUCCUGUUAUGCAAUCAGACACUGCUGCUGUACUUUACUCUUCAGGGACUACAGGAGUAAGUAAAGGCGUUGUUUUGACACACUCAAACCUCAUUACCAUAAUGAAACUCCUCUGCUGGUCUGCUGAUGUGUCUGCAUCUCAAGAUGAUGUUUUCCUGGCCUUCAUUCCAAUGUUCCACAUAUAUGGACUCAUGUUCUUUGGACUCGGGUUGUUGUGUGUUGGUGUUACAACAGUUUUGAUGCAGAAAUAUGAUUUCCACGCUAUGCUCGUCGCUAUCAAGAAGCACAAAGUUAAUAACAUACCAGCAGUGCCACCAGUGAUCCAUGCACUAGUGAAACAUGCAAAAAAAGAAGGGUAUGACUUGUCUAGCUUAAGAAGGGUUGGAUCAGGUGCUGCACCUUUGAGUAAAGAAAUGACACAAGAGUUCAGAAAGAUGUUUCCUUGGAUUCAACUAAGGCCAGGUUAUGGACUAACAGAAAGUUGUGGUGGAGCAACGUAUUUCGGGUCGGACAUAGAUGCUAAAGCUCAUCCAGAAGCAUGUGGGAAGCUGAUUCCAACUUUUUGUGCAAAAGUGAUAGACAUUGAAACAGGGAAGCCUUUGCCUCCUCACAAGGAAGGAGAGUUGUGGCUGAAAAGUGGUACUAUUAUGAAAGAAUAUCUUGGAAAUGUGGAGGCAACAAAUGCGACAAUCGAUUCAGAAGGUUGGUUGAGGACAGGUGAUCUUGGUUAUAUUGAUGAGAAUGGAUUCGUCUAUAUAGUUGAAAGAAUAAAGGAGCUAAUCAAGCACAAAGGGUAUCAGGUUGCUCCUGCAGAACUCGAAUCGGUGCUGCUAAGUCAUCCCCUUAUUGUUGAUGCAGCAGUUAUACCGGUUGAAGAUGAAGAAACUGGGCAGAUACCGAUGGCGUAUGUGGUGAGAGCAGCUGGUUCUGAACUCUCAGAAGAUCAAGUGAUUCAAUUUGUUGCAGGCCAGGUGGCUCCCUAUAAGAAAGUUAGAAGGGUGAGUUUUAUUGACAAUAUUCCAAGGUCGGCUGCUGGAAAGAUAUUACGUAAGGAUCUUGUUUCUCAAAGCAAAUACCAACUUGUUUCUAAGUUAUGAGUAGCUUGGGUAUAAAUGGUGGUGCUACAGAAUGUUUUAAUUUGUCUUCAAUUAAUGAAGGGAAGUUCAAAAAUGAACAGAAGCCAUCCUAUUUCAAUAGGAACUUAGUUGGGAAUGGUAAUCUACUUCGAUGCACAUCUGAAUUUGCUAGUUAUCCUUGACUUUACUCAUGGAAGCUAAGAACUUCAAUACUUCAGUAGACAAUGUUCGUAAGACUUUUGGUUAGCACAAAUUUAUUUGGGCAAAAAGAAACGAAUAGACUCACCAGACACAGAAAUCAGAAUUUCCGUCAUCAGUAACUAAAAUAAAACCUUUAAUAAAUAAUAUUGCUGCUGGUCAUUUUGAUCUACUUGUGACAUUUGUGAAUUCUGUAUUGUUUUGUUUCUUUUUUAGGCUUUAAUUAUACAACAAGUAUUUGCUCCAAUAUGAAUAUUUUUAAACCAUGCUGAAAAUUGAAAUCAA
Molecule: messenger RNA, 2424 nt
Organism: Cicer arietinum (chickpea)
Lineage: Eukaryota; Viridiplantae; Streptophyta; Magnoliopsida; Fabales; Fabaceae
Product: probable CoA ligase CCL5
Molecular function (GO): CoA-ligase activity
Source: RefSeq, a predicted model, not a curated record